Molecule: messenger RNA, 1923 nt
Organism: Cladophialophora yegresii CBS 114405
Lineage: Eukaryota; Fungi; Ascomycota; Eurotiomycetes; Chaetothyriales; Herpotrichiellaceae
Exons: 3
Coding region: 1-1923 (640 amino acids)
Source: RefSeq, a predicted model, not a curated record
AUGAGGCUCUCACUCUCCUUGUCCAGCUGGCUGGUCUGUCUCUUUGCUUGGAGGAUAGCCGCCGAUAACAACACGCAACCCAUCUCCAUCUUUCGAUCGAGACCUGACUUAUCCGCUCCCAUUUUGAGCGUGUUCCGACACCAGCGAGAAAAGCUUGCACCAGGCUACUAUUUCGUUGCGCCCUAUCAGUCCACAAACGAAGCCAUUCACAUCUACGACAAUGACGCGAACUUGGUUUACUCGGGCUUUGGUAGCGCUGGACCCGGCGUUUCCCAUGCUCCCCAGACAUGCAUGUACAAAGGCGAGGUCCACCUCUGCUUCUACCAAGGCGUGCAGAUGCUCGGCUGGGGCCAUGGUCACGGCCUCAUAAUGGACAAACACUACCGCAUCGUCAAAUCCGUCGAGCCUGGUAGCUACCAGGCUUCGUCCGACAUGCAUGAGUUUAGACUCAUCAACGACGGGAGACAAGCACUGCUGACACAGUAUCUCCGCAGCGUGUACGACCUGUGUCCGUGGGAUCUGUGUGACGGCCUAGGGUACAUUCAGCAAGGAGCGUUCCAGGAAGUCGACGUCGACACAGGGGAUGUCCUUUUCGAAUGGCAUAGUCUCGAUCAUGUCGACGCGCACGAGAGCUGGGUUCCGCCGGGUACCACUGAGAUCAGUGGGAGUGGUGAACACCCAGAAAGUCCGUGGGACUACUUCCACAUCAACUCGAUCGACAAGAAUCAGUUCGGCGAUUACCUCAUCUCGGCACGACACACUUCUGCCCUGUACAAGCUCUCUGGCGUCGACGGGCAUGUCAUCUGGCGGCUCAAUGGCGCCAAGUCGGACUAUGUCCUUGACGGGUUUCAUUUCUCCUCCCAGCACGAUGCCAGGUUCAUCUCCGACAACGAAACACAUACAGUCCUGUCCCUGUUCGACAACGGCACUAAUGGCUUCAACCAGACACAGCCUCAUUCCACCGGCCAGAUCAUUGUCGUUGACCACACGACGAAAGUCGCGACCGCGAUUUUGAAUCUUGAUCCCCCGUUCGUCGAUGGACACGCACAUAUCUCGAAAUCUCAGGGGAGCAUGCAGAUCCUGCCGAAUGGAGGUAUCCUCAUGGGCUGGGGCAACGAUGCCUUCUGGACCGAGUACGCCCCGGGGACGCACGAGAUCAUCUUCUACGGAGCCCUGGCGUGGACGAACACGAUGAACUACCGGGUCCACAAGUUCGACAACUGGGUCGGCAUGCCACUCACCAAACCCGCCAUCUGGACUUUCUCGAAAGAGGGAGGAGAAAUGAUGAUGUACGUCUCCUGGAACGGCGCGACCGAGGUGAAAUCCUGGCGGUUCUAUGGUGGAGAUUCGAAGCAGGGUCCGUGGGAGGAACUCGGGCAAGUUCCUAAGAGGGGGUUCGAGUCCUUCUACAGACACCCUACGACACACACCUACAACUACGCGGAGGCAUUGGAUAAGGAUGGCCACGUCCUGGGCACUUCGGCCGUGGAAAAGACUUUCAUUCCCAAUGCCCAGUUGAAGGAGUAUUGCGACGACAUCGCCUGCCGGUUCAUGCCCAGUCCGCAACAGAGACAGAAGGAGAAGGAGGAAGCUGAGAAUGCCAGGUUGGGGCUGGAUGUGCCCGACGUGCCGGACGAGCAGGAUAAACUCGAGGCUGAAAGGCAGCGCGCCGAGCAGAUCAAGAACGCCGAAAUCUACGGUGGCACGUUCGGCGGCUUGGUCGUCCUGAUCAUCCUGAUCAUCGUGCUGGCCACCAGGAAUGUCGUGUCCCGGCCCGUGCAUGCGUUGGCCUACAACUUUUACAGGGCUAUCAGCAGACGGAGCACACGAGGAAGCGACCUCGGCAUCGGUGCAGGAUACAAGGCUUUGGCCUUGGAAGAGCAGGAUGGUGAUAGGGCUCCUAUGAUCAGGGACCCUUCGUAA